Molecule: messenger RNA, 2019 nt
Organism: Pygocentrus nattereri (red-bellied piranha)
Lineage: Eukaryota; Metazoa; Chordata; Actinopteri; Characiformes; Serrasalmidae
Gene: adi1
Product: acireductone dioxygenase 1
Exons: 4
Coding region: 316-858 (180 amino acids)
Molecular function (GO): acireductone dioxygenase [iron(II)-requiring] activity
Source: RefSeq, a predicted model, not a curated record
UAGCCAUAACAACCUGAAAAGGCACGUUUUUUUGUGCGUUACUGAGUGAAACGCUACAAAUUAUUUACAACACGUUGUUUGAUUUUAUUGAUGAUUUCAAUUAUGUUUUUGAAACGGUAAUUUAACCUCCGGUUUAAAGGUUUUUGGUCUCUCCCCAUUCAGAGAGAUAGAACUCAAGUCUUGUAUGGCUGGAAAUGAAGACCCGGCAAAUAGGCCGCCGAGUAAACAGACAUAAAUAGAGUAAACGGUGUAGAGAUUCCGCUUGAAUCGCCUGGCAGGACCACACUGCGCUCUUUGCUCUGAAGCGUUUUCAUCAUGACCCAAAUAGAAGCGUGGUACAUGGACGAGUCUACCGAGGAUCAGAGGCUUCCUCACAGAUUAGAGCCAAACAAGCCCGUCUCUUUGGAAGACUUGCAGAAAAUCGGAGUUUUCUACUGGAAGUUGAACGCUGAUAUCUAUGAGAAUGACCCUGAGUUACAGAGGCUCCGUGAAGAAAGAGGCUACUCUUAUAUGGACAUUAUAACCAUCCAUCCAGAUAAACUGCCAAACUACGAGGAUAAAUUGAAAAUGUUCUAUGAAGAGCAUCUGCACCUGGAUGAUGAGAUCCGCUACAUCUUGGAAGGAAGAGCAUACUUUGACGUUAGGGACAAAAAUGACGGCUGGAUAAGAAUUGCUAUGACAAAGGGGGACCUGAUAACACUGCCAGCUGGAAUUUAUCACAGAUUCACCCUGGAUGAGACGAACUACACUAAAGCCAUGAGGCUGUUUGUGGGAGAGCCAGUGUGGAAGGCCUACAACCGUCCAGCUGAUGAUUUUGAAAUCCGCCAGAAGUACGUCAAGUCACUUAAGUGCUCCUGAACUGGAUCUAGGAUCACCUGAUGACAUUGGUGUCCUGGAGCUAUGAGUUCUAUGCCUUAUUGUGAUACCUCUGCAUCUUCAACAAUCUUCCAAUCAUAUUAGCAGGACAGUAGUCAUAGAUAAAACAAUUAUCAAUGCAUCUUGAUGCAACCUUUUUUUUCUAUACAUGAUUUCUAUUUUCUUACUGUCUGAGGACUUUGCAGUUUUAAAGCAAAGUAUUCAUAAUGAUCCAUAAUUAAUUUACUUCCAAUAUGUUUUAUUAAUAAAUCAAAUGGAAAUGAUGUGGCGAGUGAACUAGAAGGCUCUCAUUCACUGCUAUUGCAUGAGACACUGCAGCCACUAAUCUGCGAUAAAAUGCGCAGUUAUGGUGGAAUGCUCGUUUUCUUUAAUGAUUUUAUAACUUUGGUUUUGGUCUCGUUGUAGAGGGAGGGAAUCGCUAUGUCAGUAAAAUAUUUUCGACACUGAAUCUCGGAUCCCCAGUGUGCAACUUGGUGCGAAAGCACUGGUUACAUGGACUUACUUGCGUUUAUAAGCAGCGCAGUUGGUUUUGUGGUACAUUAAAUCUGCAACAAGAGACGGUAUCCCUCCUAAAAGUUGCAAAUAUGUAGUCAUUUCUCUUUUGAAUUUUCCCGUUCCACCUUAAAUGGUGCAGUAGUUACAUUCGGCACCAUAGUCAGAAUUUAAGGUGGAACGGGAAAAUUUGAACGAGAUGCGACUUCAGCCUAAAUCAAAUCGAAUUAUACAAGAAACUGUUCUAGUUUUAAGGAAAGUUUUCUGGUGGAGAUGGGAGGAAAGCUGCUAUAGCUGAGCUCUCGAUUAUAUUUUUUAGUCUGUACAAGGACAUCACACACUGAGACAUACUGGACAUUAAAUGUCUCCCAAUGCGGUCUGAUUUUUGUUGAAAGAACAUAAUAUCUCUUCUUAACAUUUGGCUUAUGACUCCUGGAUCUAACCUGGCUUUUCAUGCAGAUCCAGUCGGAUCGAUUCAGAAUCGUUCAUGUCCGCAUCGCAAUGCAUCCAAGAAUCAAGUUUUUCCCGUAACCCUACUGUGAGUUAUAAAUUAGGAUAAUGCACACCUGCUUCGGUAGUAUUACAAAUUGUUUUGAUCCUUUAAUGAUAGUGUCUUAACAGAUUUUAAUAAAAAUUUACAGGUUUGUCUCA